Messenger RNA from Rubroshorea leprosula, 5508 nucleotides. The record is from the annotation of a GenBank genome assembly. Lineage: Eukaryota; Viridiplantae; Streptophyta; Magnoliopsida; Malvales; Dipterocarpaceae.
CGUCUUUUCACCAUUACACCACUCUCCCCUCAUCGUAUUUCACAUUUUUUAGGAAAAAAAAAUCACCCUUCAUCCAUUUAUUAAACAAAACUAAAAAAACCAGAAAAUUUGUUUUAUUUCCCAGGAAAUACUUCCCGAAGUAGUUCUUCGAUGCGUGCAUUGUCCCUCCAUUUUGUCAUUUGAUUCCUUUUCUUCUCUCCUCCAAUUCCCAAAUAUGACUUGACCUCCUCCUCAAUUCUUCCUCAUGUUUUCGGCUUCUCCUCGCUUCACUGCGCCUGUAAUUCGCUGCCUUCUUCUUUCCUUUCUUAAUCGAUGUUCAAACCCUCAAAAUCAGAACAGCUGAAUGUUCCUUUUCUGACUUCCACUCCAUUUAAGGUUUGCUAGAGCUGAAAGUAUGGAGUGGAAGCGUGCGGGUUCUCUUUGUAAAGCACCUUUGAGUGUUUCCACUGUGAUGCAGGAGAAGCCUCAGUCGGAGCAACGUAGGGGAGCUAUGGAUCUUGCUGAUGUUGAUAUAGACCUUAGAGAAGUGUACCUUUUGAUUGUGCAAUUUCUGUCUGCUGGUCCUUGCAAGAGAAGUUUUGAACAUCUGUUGAAUGAGCUUUUGGAAAAUCAACUUCUACCUAGACGAUAUCAUGCUUGGUUUUCCAGAAGUGGCAUGCGUAGUGGGAAUGAUGAUGAUGAUGUUGAUGAGGACGAUGAUGGCAUUUCCCUACCUUUAAGUUAUGAUAAAUUAGUGGAGAGAUAUCCUCACAUUGAGAAGGACCACUUGGUAAAGCUUCUGAAACAACUGCUAACCAAGGAUGGAGGAGAUGCUCGUGCUCCAAAAGCUGCUUCUGUUCCUACAUUAUUGGGAUAUGGUUCUUUUUCGCUUUUGGAUGGUGAUAGGACUACAAAAAAUAGGCAAGGCAAGUCUGUGCCUAUCUACCUACGUUGGCCUCAUAUGCAAGCUGAUCAAGUACGUGGGCUAAGUUUAAGAGAAAUUGGAGGAGGUUUUGCGAAGCAUCACCGGGCUUCCUCUAUUCGCUCUGCAUGUUAUGCAAUUGCUAAACCUUCAACCAUGGUUCAAAAGAUGCAGAAUAUAAUGAAGCUGCGGGGGCAUCGCAACGCAGUCUAUUGUGCCAUAUUUGAUCGCUCAGGGAGAUAUUUCAUAACUGGUUCAGAUGAUCGUCUGGUCAAGAUUUGGUCAAUGGAAACUGCAUUUUGCUUAGCUAGCUGCCGUGGACAUGAAGGUGACAUAACAGACCUAGCUGUAAGUUCAAACAAUGCUUUGGUGGCCUCAGCUUCAAAUGAUUUUGUGAUUCGAGUGUGGCGCUUGCCCGAUGGAGCACAGAUUUCAGUUUUACGGGGGCACACUGGAGCUGUCACUGCUAUUGCAUUCAGUCCCAGGCCAACCUCUGUUUACCAGCUUUUAUCGUCGUCAGAUGAUGGGACUUGUCGGAUCUGGGAUGCUAGGUAUUCGCAGUGUAGCCCACAAAUAUACUUGCCAAAACCGCCAGAUGCUGUCAAUGGUAAGAGCAAUUAUCCAUCAACAAAUGGACCAUCUGCAAGUAAUGCUCCUCAGACCCAUCAAAUACUAUGUUGUGCAUAUAAUGCUAAUGGGACUGUUUUCGUUACUGGUAGCUCUGACACUUUUGCAAGGGUUUGGGUUGCCUGUAAGCCUAGUGCAGAUGACUUGGAACAACCAAUCCAUGAGCUGGAUGUUUUGGCUGGCCACGAAAAUGAUGUUAAUUAUGUUCAAUUUAGUGGCUGUGCUGUGCCUUCAAGAUCUUCAAUGUCUGACAUUAUGAAGGAGGAGAAUGUUCCAAAAUUUAAAAAUUCUUGGUUCUGCCAUGACAACAUUGUUACUUGUUCUCGUGAUGGUAGUGCAAUCAUUUGGAUUCCAAAAUCACGUAGAUCUCAUGGAAAAGUUGGUCGUUGGACAAAGGCGUAUCACCUGAAAGUUCCACCUCCCCCGUUACCGCCUCAACCACCUCGAGGAGGUCCACGUCAGAGGCUUCUCCCAACCCCUCGUGGUGUCAAUAUGAUUGUGUGGAGCUUGGAUAAUCGCUUUGUUCUAGCUGCUAUUAUGGAUUGCAGAAUAUGCGUUUGGAAUGCUGUUGAUGGCAGCUUGGUGCAUUCUUUGACUGGUCAUAGUUUAUCUUCUUAUGUUUUGGAUGUCCAUCCUUUUAAUCCUCGAAUAGCUAUGAGUGCUGGAUAUGAUGGAAAAACAAUAAUUUGGGAUAUAUGGGAGGGUGUACCAAUUCGAAUAUAUGAGAUUGGACGUUUUAAGUUGGUUGAUGGGAAGUUUUCUCCGGAUGGGACAUCAAUUGUACUUUCAGAUGAAGUCGGGCAAAUACAUUUGCUAAACACUGGCCAGGGUGAGUCCCAAAAGGAUGCCAAAUAUGACCAGUUCUUUCUUGGGGACUAUCGCCCCCUUGUCCGAGAUGCUGCUGGAAAUGUGAUUGAUCAGGAGACACAGCUUCCUCCUCAUAAAAGAAACAUGCAAGAUCCUCUUUGUGAUUCCAGUCUGAUCCCUUAUCCAGAGCCUUAUCAGAGUAUGUACCAGCGACGUCGACUUGGUGCACUAGGUAUAGAGUGGCGUCCCACUUCCACAAAUUUUGCUAUUGGCCCAGAUAUCAAUUUGGGUCAGGAUUUUGAAAUGCCACCCUUGGAAGAUCUGGAGAGAAUAAUUGAGCCACCACCGGAGUUUAUAGAUGCCUUGUACUGGGAACCAGAAAAUGAGGUAAUGAGUGAUGACAAUGAUUCGGAGUACAAUGUCACUGGGGAAUGUUCAACAGAAGGUGAACGGGGGACUAUGUGCUCCAGCUCUUCUAGCGAUGCAGAGUGCAGAGAGGAAGAUGGUGAGGUUGAACUUAGUCAUAAAGAUGGUUUUCGCAGAUCGAGAAGAAGAAAACAUGAAGCUGAAGUUGAGUUAAUGACAGCAUCUGGGAGGCGUGUUAAGAAGAGAUCUUUGAAUGAACAUGAUGGCUCCACAUCAGGGAUUAAUAGAAUCAAGAAAUCAAAAAAUGGUCGAAAAUCCUCAAAGAGAAAGUCUUCCAAAGAAAAGCCAUUUAGACCUCAGAGGCUCGCUGCCCGCAAUGCCCGAAACAUGUUCUCUCAAAUCACUGGAACAUCAACAGAAGAAGAUGAUGAAGUUGAAUCAGAAGAUUAUUCAUCAAAUAGUGAGUCAGGGCUGCAAGAUUCAAGCAUUCAAAGCAUCAAGACUGAUAGAAAUUUGGAGAAUAUGCCACAAAAACCUAGAACAAAUGAACAAAUAUUAUUUGAUUAUGAGGAUGGAGCGAAGCCUCAUGAACUUAAUGAAUCACAAUCAAAUAUUGGGAACAGGAAGAAAUUGAUCUUAAAGUUCUCAUUACGGAAUUCCAAGAAGCAAGAACCACUAGGAGACAACAAAUUGAACACUAAUGACAAGACUGAACCCUCUCCACCUUCUGGACCUCAGGAAACUUCUGAAGAAAAGAGCGGCAUCCUUGGAUCAAAAGAUCCUGGCUUAUCUUGUGGAGAUGCAGUUGAUUCAGAGUUGUCCAGCCAAGUUAGAAUUGAUUGGGAAGAUACAAAGCAAGCUGUGAAGACCGAGGAUUAUUUUGUGGAAUUUGCAGGUGGAAAGGAGCUUGGAAUUGAAGGGGAGAAGUCUAAAAAUCACAUGUUCAAUGGGGAAGGGGAGCAUUUGAGGACUGAUUCUUUUGGUGAUCCAAAUUGUUUGAAAAUGGGAGAGUUUGCACCCUCAAAUCACCAAUCUUGUGAACUGAAAGAGAAUGCUCCAAUCAAGUUGACAAAAUUAAGAAUAAGAACAAAGGCUAUUUCAAGUGACCUUGAGAAUCCUUCUAAACUAAAACCCAUCACUGUGGCACAUGACCUGUCAAUUAAGGAAGGUGAUCUGAUUUCUAACAGGGUUUCUUACGGAGAUCAAAGUCCAGAUUUUGUAGUUCAAGAGAAGGUUGAAGGUUCUGACAGAUCAAGUUCUCAGUUACAGCAUUCAGAUAUGGAGGCAAAUGCUUUAAAUUCCAUCAGUAAUCAGACUGAAGGUGUAGCUAAUGCGUUACGUAGAACGAGAUCAACGAAGAUGAAGUCAAUUACACAACAGCCAAAUGCUUGGCAACUUAACUCUAAAGGACUAGGACAUCAUGCAUCAGUGGGAACAUCACAGAAUGCUGGAAGUUCCUCCAUGCAUUCACGUAAUCAGCUUGUAUCUGAAGAAUGGAUGGCAAGUUCAAAAGGGACUAUGAGAUCAAGAUCCUCCAGAAAAGCACAGGACGUGUAUCAUGAGAAUAAAUCAGGUUUUCUAAACGAAAGGAAACUAAAUUAUGCUGACAGAAAAUUAUCGUGGUUGAUGUUGCCGGAGCAUGAGGAGGGUUACCGCUAUAUCCCCCAGCUGGGUGAUGAAGUAGUAUACUUUAGACAGGGCCAUGAAGCGUGUAUUGUUUGCUUGAAAGAACAGGGUCCUUGGCACUCAGUUAAGGGGUACCUAAGUGCAGUGGAAGUUUGCAAUGUUGAAAAGCUUUCUUAUGCCAACUUUCCAGGUUCUGGAGAGAGCUGUUGUAAAAUCACACUCAGAUUUGUAGAUACUUCAUCUGGUGUGUUUGGGAAGGCAUUCGAGCUGACCCUGCCUGAAUUGAUAGGUUUUCCAGAUUUUCUUGUAGAGAAGACAAGGUAUGAUGCUGCAAUGAGUAGACAAUGGAGCCCUAGGGAUAAAUGCCUGGUGUGGUGGAAGAAUGAUAAUGGGGAUGGUGGUAGUUGGUGGGAAGGUAGAAUUGUUUCUUCUCAGGCCAAAUCUCCAGAUUUCCAUGAUAGUCCUUGGGAAAGAUAUCAAGUUCGUUACAAGGAUGGAAACACCUACCCUCACAGUGCUUGGGAGCUGCAUGACCCUGCAUUUUCAUGGGAGCACCCGCACGUUGACCCUGGAAUCAAAGAUAAGCUGCUUAGUGCUUUUGCUAAAUUGGAUCGCUCUAUAAGAAAGCAGGAUUAUUAUGGGAUUGAGAAGUUGAAUGAGGCUGCUCAGAAAUCAGAAUUCCUUAACAGGUUUGCAGUUCCACUGUAUCCUGAUUUGAUCCGGUUGAGGUUAGAGAACAACUACUAUCGGACUUUUGAAGCCGUGGAGAAUGACAUAAGGGAGAUGCUGUCAAAUGCGGAGUCGUUUUUUGGUAGAACUGCUUAUAUAAAGCGCCUAUCAGAGUGGUUCUCAGAGAAAUUGUCAAAUUUGAAGCAAGUUGUGUGUGCAAAUUACGAUUAAGAAGAUGUAAUAAUUUUACACCACUCUGAUACACCAUGUGUUAUCCCGCAGCCAAUUUUGUAACAAUCUUAGGCAUUGGAUAAUAGGAUGCUUGAGAAAAAGUGGUGCGGAUAUACUGAAGAUUUCAUUGUGUAUAUAGUACUAUUGUUGAUGUAAGAUGGAGGUUCGUAGGACUGACUUAGGAGGUUUGAAGUUAGUUUCUUUUGAUUUUUAUUCUGGAAUCAGAUCUCAUCUUGUUUUUCUUCCCUAGCAUUUGAGGUAAAUAUAUAUGCUUCAUUCAU